CCCCGCCCGCCGGGUGCCGUCGGAGGUUGACAGGUCGAGGCGGGGAGGCGGCGGCGGCUGCAGAGCCGGGCGCCCGAGACAGAGACCCCAUGGGGAACGCUUCGAGUCACAGCAGUGAAGACGAAGCGGCAGCUGCCGGGGGCGAGGGCUGGGGCCCGCACCAGGACUGGGUCGCGGAUUCGGGCACGAUCCCCGGCCCGGGCGCCGCGGCCCCGGCGCUGCCGCCUGCCGCGGCGCUGCUGGAGCCAGCCCGGCUGCGAGAGGCGGCGGCUGCGCUGCGGCCCGCUCCGCCCUUCGAGUCUCUGGUGUCUAGGCAUCACGGCGCGCUGUUGCGCUGGCUGGAAGAGCGGCUGGGCCGCGGCGAAGAGUCCGUCACCCUGGAGCAGUUCCGGGAGCUGCUGGAGGCUCGCGGCGCCGGCUGCUCGGGCGAGCAGUUCGAGGAGGCCUUUGCCCAGUUUGAUGCUGAGGGUGAUGGUACAGUUGAUGCUGAGAACAUGUUGGAGGCCCUCAAGAAUUCCAGUGGAGCUAAUCUCCAGGGGGAGCUGAGCCACAUCAUCAGACAACUGCAGGCUUGUUCUCUUGUUCCAGGUUUCAUAGACAUAUUUUCAGAGUCCAAGGAAGGCCUGGGUGUUCACUCAUCAAUGAUUCUGCGCUUCCUGCACCGCAAUCGGCUCCCUAGCACGGUCAUCCCCUACCCCAUGUUGGACCACUGCAAUAACAUGUGCACCAUGAGGGCUUCUGUUCUGAAGGAGGCUCUGGAUCAACUGGUACUGAAAGAAAAGGAAAGCCCUGGAGAUCUAAUUAGAAGCCCAGAGAUGGAUAAACUCAAGUCAGUAGCAAAGUGCUACGCUUAUAUAGAAACGUCCUCCAACUCUGCAGACAUUGACAAGAUGACAAAUGGAGAAACGUCUUCCUACUGGCAGUCAGAUGGCAGUGCCCGCUCACACUGGAUUCGUUUAAAAAUGAAACCAGAUGUUGUGCUUAGGCACCUGUCCAUUGCAGUGGCUGCCACAGACCAGAGCUACAUGCCGCAGCAGGUGACAGUAGCUGUGGGGAGGACUGCCGGCGAUCUUCAGGAGAUUCGUGAUGUGCACAUUCCCAGCAAUGUCACCGGCUAUGUGACACUGCUGGAAAAUGCCAACGUCAGUCAGCUCUAUGUCCAGAUUAACAUAAAGCGUUGUCUUAGCGAUGGAUGUGACACUAGGAUUCAUGGUCUGAGGGCUGUUGGCUUUCAGAGAGUUAAGAAGUCUGGGGUCUCGGUCUCAGAUGCUUCUGCAAUAUGGUAUUGGUCUCUGCUGACGUCUCUGGUGACGGCUUCCAUGGAGACAAAUCCCGCCUUUGUCCAGACAGUGCUGCACAAUACUCAGAAGGCACUGCAGCACAUGCCUCCACUGUCCCUCUCACCAGGAUCUACAGAUUUCUCGACUUUCCUGUCUCCCAAUGUUCUGGAAGAAGUGGACAGCUUCCUCAUAAGGAUCACUAGCUGCUGUUCUGCUCCAAAGGUGGAGCUGACUCUUCUGGCUUUCGCACUAGCAAGAGGAAGUGUUGCCAAAGUGCUGAGCUCUCUGUGCACCAUCACUGACCACCUGGACACACACUAUGAUGCCUCAUCCCUCAUCUCAUCCAUGGCGUCAGUCAGGCAGAACCUGCUCCUUAAAUAUGGUAAACCUCUCCAGUUGACUCUUCAGGCCUGUGAUGUCAAAGGAAAAGAAGAGAAGUCAGGACCUGAAAACCUCCUUGUUGAACCAUGGACAAGGGAUGGUUUUCUUACAGAGACUGGAAAAACCAGAGCAAGUAUUAUUUUUUCUACAGGAUCUGAAUCUGCCUUUCAAGUUACAAAGAUCAGAAUUAUGGUUCGGCGUGGCGGCAUUGGUGCCCAGUGUGGGUUGGUGUUUGCCUAUAACUCAUCAUCUGAUAAAUUUCAUGCAGAAGAACACUUCAAAAGGUUUGAAAAAUAUGACAAAUGGAAGCUUCAGGAGUUCAGGCAAUUUGUAAAAAGCAGGAUUGGUUGCUCACCUGAUGACCUUGGAGAGGAUGAUCCUAUUGGCUGGUUUGAGCUGGAAGAAGAGUGGGAUGAAGCAGAUUUCAAGUUGCAACAGUGCAGAGUUGCCAAAUAUUUGAUGGUGAAGUUCCUCUGCACCCGACAGGAGUCGGCAGAGCGCUUGGGAGUACAAGGGUUGAGCGUCAGUGGGUACCUCCGGCCUGCGAGAACAGAAGCAGAACAGAGCAUCGUCUGUGCUCAAUGCAGAAAGGACACGGAAGAGAGUGUCUGUGGGGCCACUCUGCUCCUCAGGACCCUUCAGUUCAUCCAGCAGCUCGCCCAUGACCUGGUGCAGCAGAAGGAAAGUGGCUUAAAAUAUAAAUCUUUUCUGGACUUCGCGGGUCUCGAUUUGCAGAUCUUCUGGAAUUUUUACAGUAAAUUAAAGCAAAACUCAAGGGAAGAAUGCAUCUGUGCCCAAACCCUGCUUCUGCAGCUCCUCCAGAGCUGUUUCUCGGUGCUGCAGGGAGACGCGCCGACUGCCUCUGAGGAUGCAAAGGCUCGACGUCCGAGCCCUGGGGGAGUGGAGGCUGCCAAGGAGCUCUACACACACUUGUGUGAUGUGGUGGAUAGGGUGGAUGGAGACUCUGUGCCUAUGGAAAUAUUAAAACAAGAAGUUAGAAAUACUCUUCUCAAUGGGGCUGCCAUCUUCUUUCCUGAUCGACAGACCCGGCGGAACCAUCUCUUCACCAUGAUGAGGAAUGUCACUGAGCAGGAACACAAGCAGUCCUUGCAGCUCACUUUCCGCUCACUGUGCACAUAUUUCAGUGAUAAGGAUCCAGGGGGCCUUCUGCUUUUACCUGAGAAAGGCGACCUGGCCAACCUGAACAUCAGUGAAGUACUGGCGGUCAUGAGUACUCUCCUCUCUGUUGCUGCUCGAGAGUGUGAGCUGUUGAUGCUCGAUGGGGCACAAGGGGAGAUUCACUCUGUGCUCUUCUCGCUGUUCUGGUCUGUCCAGGGCAGCCUGCUCUCCUGGUGCUACCUGCAGCUGAAGAGCACGGACUCUGGAGCCAAAGAUCUUGCCGUCGACCUUAUUGAAAAAUAUGUGGGACAGUUUCUGGCAAGCAUGAGAGUGAUUUUGGAAUCCCUUUUGUCACAGUAUAGUGGAAAAACCAUAGUAGAAAAAUUAUGUAAUUCUGUGUUUUCGAUGGCAGCUCGUCAACUGGUAAUCUUUCUGCUGGACUUUUGCACUUUAGACAUUUCACACUGCACGCUCUUGAGAGAGUUCAGUACCCUAACAGAGCUAUUGAAGAAGCUUUGCAGUGACCCUGAAGGAGGACUGAAUAAGCUGGAUGUCGAGACUUGGCAGCAAGAACAGCCUGUGGUGUUACACACGUGGACUAAGGAGUCUGCCCACAACUAUGAAAAUAAUUGCCAUGAGGUGUCUGUCUUUGUUAGCCCAGGGGCAACCUAUUUUGAGGUGGAAUUUGAUGAGAGAUGUGAAACGGAAAAAAGGUAUGAUUAUCUGGAAUUUACCGACGCUAGAGGUGGAAAAACACGUUAUGACACAAAAGUUGGCACUGAUAAAUGGCCCAAGAAAGUGACCUUUAAGGCUGGUCCUCGGCUACAGUUUCUCUUUCACUCUGACAGCAGUAACAAUGAGUGGGGCUACAAAUUCACUAUCACUGCCUAUGGCCUGCCUGAUGUUGCUGUGUCUUGGGGGUUGGAUUUACAACUCCUUGUUUCCCGACUGAUGGGACGCCUUGCUUCCCAGUGCAUGGCCCUCAAGUCUAUGCAUCAGUUAGGAAGUAACAUGGCUAUACCUCAGGCAAAAAUGGCAUUAGUCUUAAACUCCCCCUUGUGGAAACCUGUCUUCAGGCAUCAGAUAUGUCCAGAGUUGGGAUUAGAAGCAAGCUGGCCCACUCACUCACACCAGGAUAGUAAGGAGGUUAAGAACAUCCGUGAUGAUCCCUGCCACCAUUUUCUUCUUGAUUUUGCGCAGUCAGAUCCUGCCCAGAACUUCUGUGGGCCAUAUUCAGAACUUUUCAAAGGAUUCAUACAGGCAUGUAGAAAACAGGCCCCAAAGACAGAUAUAGUUGCUGGUUCCACUAUUGAUCAAGCUGUGAACGCCACCUUUGCUGCUCUGGUGUAUCGCACUCCAGACUUAUAUGAGAAGCUGCAAAAAUAUGUAAACAGUGGGGGCAAGACAGCCCUGAGUGAGGAGUUUGCACAGGUGUAUUCCUUGGCAGAUGGGAUUCGAAUAUGGAUGUUAGAGAUGAAGCAGAAGUCCCUGAUGAGCCUGGGGAACGAGGCAGAAGAAAAAUUCGGGUCAGAAGCUGCUGAGACAAACCCUGAGAGCCUGGCGAAAGAGUGUAUUCAAAAGAGUCUUCUAUUACUAAAAUUUCUGCCCAUGGGUGUAAGUUCAAAAGAAAGCUGUGCCAAGUUGGUGACUGCAGAUGAGACUGAUAAUCUGCAGCCUCUCGACAAGCGCCAGAGGACGAGCUCUGUGGUGGAAGAGCACGUCCCAGCUUCCGCACCUCCUGCUGAAGCAGCUCCCCCAGCUGCAGGAGAUGGGAGUCUUGACUUGGAUGUCCAGCCAAAGCUGCCACCCAGCAGUGGCCCUCUUGCUGCAGAAGUAUCCUCUGCCACAGCUGAAGAACCCCCAUCACCUUCCACUCCUACCCGGCGGCCUCCCUUCACGCGGGGGCGACUCCGGCUACUCUCCUUCAGAUCGAUGGAGGAGGCCAGACCGGUGCCCACAGUAAAAGAGAAAUACCCGGUGCUGAAGGACGUCAUGGACUUCAUUAAAGAUCAGUCACUCUCCCACGAGAGUGUUGUAAAGGUUCUUUCCUUGAAGAAAGCCCAAGCCCGGAGCAUCCUUGAAGUCCUGAGGAUAAUUCAGUACUGUGCAGAAUCCCUUGGACAGCCUCAUUGCUUCCAUCCGCCUUAUAUACUUUUCCUGUUGGAACUUCUGACCUGCCAGAAAGAGUUUACCAAUUAUUUUGGACACCUGGAGGCCUGUGGUGCAGAUCUACACAGAGAAAUUCGAGACACUUACUAUCAGUUGGUUCUGUUUUUGGUCAAAGCAGUUCAAGGAUUUAGUAGCAUAAAUGACAGGUCUUUGCUGCCUGCCUUGUCCUGUGUUCAGACAGCGCUGCUUCAUCUUUUGGAUAUGGGCUGGGAACCCAGUGACCUCUCCUUCUUUGUUGACAUUCAGUUACCAGAUCUCCUUAUGAAAAUGUCGCAAGAAAAUAUAAGUGUCCAUGACAAUGUGAUCAGCCAAUGGAGUGAAGAAGAUGAGCUUGCUGAUGCCAAGCAGAAUUCAGAAUGGAUGGAUGAGUGUCAGGAUGGCAUGUUUGAGGCUUGGUAUGAAAAAAUAGCCCAGGAAGAUCCCGAGAAGCAGAGGAAAAUGCACAUGUUUAUUGCUCGCUACUGUGACCUGUUAAACGUGGAUAUCUCUUGUGAUGGGUGUGAUGAGAUUGCCCCCUGGCAUCGCUACCGGUGUCUGCAGUGCAGUGACAUGGAUCUCUGCAAAACUUGCUUCCUAGGUGGAGUGAAGCCUGAGGGCCACGGAGAUGACCAUGAAAUGGUCAACAUGGAGUUUACCUGUGACCAUUGCCAGGGUUUGAUCAUAGGCCGGAGGAUGAAUUGCAACGUGUGCGAUGACUUUGAUCUGUGCUAUGGAUGCUAUGCAGCAAAGAAAUAUUCUUAUGGCCAUUUGCCUACCCACAGCAUCACAGCCCAUCCGAUGGUGACCAUCCGGAUCAGUGACCGGCAGAGGCUCAUCCAGCCCUACAUUCACAACUAUGCCUGGCUGCUCUUUGCCGCCCUGGCUCUCUAUAGCGCCCACCUGGCCAGCGCAGAGGAUGUGGAUGGCGAGAAGCUGGAUCCCCAGGCCCGCAGCAGUGCCACCAUCCUGCGGAGCCAGUGCAUGCAGCUUGUCGGGGACUGUCUGAUGAAGGCUCACCAGGGAAAAGGUCUUAAAGCUCUGGCUCUUCUUGGUGUAUUGCCAGAUGGUGACUCCACCCCAGAAAACCAGGCCCCGCCAGUCACUGUGCCCACCCGAACAUCAGAGGAGCGGCUAGAGAAGAAAGCUGUCCAGGUUGCAGAGAAGCCAUCGGACGCAGGCCCUUUCGUGCACUGCACUGGAAAAAGAGAUGUUCAUAAGGCAGUCAGUCCUUCGGAUUGCAAACAGAGAAGUAAGGCAGGUGAAGGUGUAUUGUUAAUGAAGGAUCCUUCGUGCCAGACUCAAAUUUCAGACUCACCUGCAGAUGUUAGCACACCUACAGGACUUCCAGAUGCUGAAAAUUCAGAAGCAUCAUCUCAGAAGCCCAUCGAGGAAAAGGCAGUUACUCCAAGCCCCGAGCAGGUGUUUGCUGAAUGUUCCCAGAAAAGGAUUUUGGGAUUACUAGCAGCCAUGUUACCUCCCUUAAAGUCGGAUCCCACAGUCCCCCUGGUAGACCUGGAGCAUGUCCUCCCGCUCAUGUUUCAGGUUGUCAUCUCAAACGCAGGCCAUCUGAAUGAAACCUACCACCUCACCCUGGGUCUUCUCGGCCAGUUAAUCGUCCGCCUUUUACCAGCAGAGGUAGAUGCUGCAGUGAUCAAGGUCCUGUCAGCUAAACAUAACCUGUUUGCGGCAGGGGACAGUUCCAUCGUGCCAGAUGGCUGGAAGACCACUCACCUGCUCUUUAGCCUGGGAGCUGUGUGUCUGGACAGCCGAGUGGGCUUGGACUGGGCGUGCUCCAUGGCGGAGAUACUGCGGUCACUCAACAGUGCCCCGCUGUGGCGUGACGUCGUUGCCACCUUCACAGACCACUGCGUCAAGCAGCUGCCUUUCCAGCUGAAGCAUACCAACAUCUUCACCCUGCUCGUGCUGGUCGGCUUCCCCCAGGUCCUCUGUGUGGGGACUCGCUGUGUUUAUAUGGAUAAUGCCAAUGAACCACAUAAUGUGAUCAUCUUGAAGCACUUUACUGAGAAGAACAGGGCUGUGAUCGUCGAUGUCAAAACCCGGAAAAGGAAAACAGUGAAGGACUACCAGUUGGUCCAGAAAGGAGGAGGACAGGAAUGUGGCAGCUCUCAGACCCAGCUGAGCCAGUACUCCCAGCACUUUGCCUUUAUUGCCAGUCACCUUCUGCAAACCAGCGUGGACAGCCAUUGUCCCGAGGCAGUGGAAGCAACUUGGGUGCUGUCCCUGGCCCUCAAAGGAUUAUAUAAAACACUAAAGGCUAACAGUUUUGAAGAGACCCAUGCUACCUUCCUUCAGACUGAUUUGUUGAAGCUGCUGGUGAAAAAGUGCAGCAAAGGGACCGGCUUCAGUAAAACGUGGCUCCUCCGGGACCUGGAAAUUUUGUCCAUCAUGCUGUACUCCUCAAAAAAGGAGAUCAACACCUUGGCUGAGCACGGAGACCUGGAGCUAGAUGAACGAGGGGACCAAGAGGAGGAGGUGGAACGGUUAGUCAGCAGCCCUAGUGAACCGGAGCAGAAAAAGCUAGACCCUCUCGAAAGCCUGGAUGAGCCCACCAGAAUAUGUUUCUUGAUGGCUCACGACGCCCUCAAUGCCCCUCUGCACAUUCUCCGGGCCAUAUACGAACUGCAGAUGAAAAGGACCGAUUCUUUCUUCCUGGAGGUUCAGAAGAGGUUUGAUGGAGAUGAGCUCACCACAGAUGAAAGGAUACGGACCCUGGCUCAGAGGUGGCAGCCCAGCAGGAGUCUGAGACUGGACGAGCAGAGCGCCAAAGCUGUGGAUACAGACAUGAUUAUCUUACCAUGCCUGUCCCGGCCCACACGCUGUGACCAGGCCACUGCUGAAUCAAACCCUGUGACCCAGAAGCUGAUCUCCAGCACGGAGAGUGAACUGCAGCAGAGCUACGCCAAGCAGCGGCGUAGCAAGAGCGCCGCCCUCCUGCACAAGGAACUGAACUGCAAGAGCAAGAGGGCUGUCCGGGACUACCUCUUCCGCGUGAAUGAGGCCACAGCUGUCCUGUACGCCCGCCACGUGCUCGCAUGCUUGCUCGCCGAGUGGCCUGGGCAUGUGCCAGUGAGCGAGGACAUCCUGGAGCUAAGUGGCCCUGCCCAUAUGACCUAUAUUUUGGAUAUGUUCAUGCAGCUGGAAGAAAAGCACCAGUGGGAGAAGAUCCUGCAGAAAGUGCUGCAAGGCUGCCGAGAGAACAUGUUGGGGACUAUGGCCUUGGCUGCCUGCCAGUUCAUGGAGGAGCCAGGAAUGGAGGUUCAAGUGAGGGAGUCGAAACACCCAUAUAACAACAACACCAACUUUGAGGAUAAAGUUCACAUUCCUGGUGCAAUCUACCUCUCAAUCAAAUUCGAUUCUCAGUGCAAUACAGAGGAAGGCUGUGACGAAUUAGCCAUGUCCAGCAGCAGUGACUUCCAGCAGGAUCGGCACAAUUUCAGUGGGUCUCAGCAGAAAUGGAAAGAUUUUGAGCUUCCAGGAGACACCCUGUAUUACCGCUUCACCUCUGACAUGAGCAACACCGAGUGGGGCUACAGAUUCACUGUGACUGCUGGACACCUGGGGCGCUUCCAGACAGGAUUCGAGAUUUUGAAGCAGAUGUUGUCAGAAGAAAGAGUUGUGCCACACCUCCCACUGGCCAAAAUUUGGGAAUGGCUGGUGGGCGUGGCCUGUCGCCAGACUGGUCAUCAGCGGUUAAAAGCUAUCCACCUACUUCUGCGGAUUGUGCGAUGCUGUACCCACAGCGACCUCUGUGACCUUGCGCUGUUAAAGCCCCUGUGGCAGCUCUUCACCCACAUGGAGUACAGCCUGUCUGAGGACGUGACACAGCCCGUCAUCCUCCUCCCCCUGCACCGUGCCCUCACCGAGCUCUUCUUCGUCACUGAGAACCGCGCCCAGGAGCUCGGCUUGCUGCAGGAUUACCUGCUGGCGUUAACCACCGACGACCACCUUCUCCGCUGCACGGCACAGGCUCUGCAGAACAUUGCCGCUAUCAGCCUGGCCAUCAACUACCCAAACAAGGCAACCCGCCUCUGGAAUGUCGAGUGUUAGCCUUUGGUAUGGCUUGCAUGGAACUAGCUAAUCUGUCCACAGGGAUUUUAAAGCAGAUAUCUAAACUCAUUCUGGAAAAUUCCUGUGGUGUCAGCGCCUGGCUCUCCUUGAGCUCCCACUUCCACUCCAAUUAAAAUGCCAAGCAGCCAUGCCUCCAAGAACUUCCCGUGUCACAGGCUAGACACCUGCACAUACUGUAGCAUGUGAGAAUCAGCAGAGCAGUGCAAAGUUAUUGAGAAAGGGCAGGCAGGAGGCCCUUGAGAAGGUUGUUUAGAGACCAGCCCUCUCCAGGGUCUGUCCCUGAGGAGGCCCAGCCCCGGGAAGACCUGAAGCAGCCUCUCUGGAAAAGGUUGUGUCUUGGUGGAGCUAGGGCUGCCUGCACUUGCCCUCGGGUGAAGACCGCGUCUGCCCAGAGCUGCUCUUCUCGGCAAGACCUCCAGCAGCCGCCUGGCCUGGGAGCUCCUCUUUCGCUUUUGCUUCUUGAGACUGGGCAAUCCAAACUAAGACCAAUGAGAGCCCCUCCUGGCCACCACCUGGUCCCCAAGCAUUCAGUGUGGGACUGAGUGCCACGCUAGCUCCCUGCACAGCCACGGCCAUCCCAGAGAAUCCUCGGUGAGAACAAGUGCCCUUGGGAACAGCCAGCAGGCCGCCUGGGCGCGUCUGCUUAUGCACUGGCCCCCAGCACAUCCGCGUGUUUUUAGUUAUUGUUGUUUUAACAUAUUUCAGUUUCCCCCUCAUGUUUUUAGGACAGAACCACACUGACUCCUUGAGAGGAAUGACCAGUGGAACAGUGAUUCAAGGGGACAAACUGGUUUGUGUGAAAGUAGCGGAACUUGAGGAGUACUCUUGAGCGUCUGUACCUAAAGACUUGAAGUGUUAUCAGGAGAUCUUAUUUUAGAAGUAAAAAAACAAACAGAAAAACACUUGAUGAUUUUAUUUUUGCUCCAUCUUCAUGGUAAUCCAUCCCGCCCACCUCUCUGUGGUUAUUUGGCUGUCACUUGUCUGGCAGUAACUGCAUCAGUUCUAAUCGAUGCUGUUUUCCAUUUUUCUUUUUAUGGUUGUAGUCUUGCCUUGAAGUGCUGACUCUUAUUCUCUUUGUAAAGCCACGCUUUGGAAUGGGAAGCUGGGUUGGCGUGUGGGCUGUGUACACGCUUCUGCGGAUCCAUCAGCAUGAAGAAGGCCUGAGCCCACUGCCAUUUAAGGGUGGUGGCGGCCCAAGCAUGUGCCACCACACAAGGCCAAACCCAAGGAAGGGCCAUAUCAUAGUCAAGGCCAAGCUGAGCAGGUCAGCACUGCCAUGGCCUCUGAAACCCCCUCUGCAGGGUCUGCCUUGGAAGGGCCCAAGACUGCAGGUCCCAGGAGGACCUGACUGCUAGAGCUUUUGCC
Molecule: messenger RNA, 10382 nt
Organism: Ceratotherium simum simum (southern white rhinoceros)
Lineage: Eukaryota; Metazoa; Chordata; Mammalia; Perissodactyla; Rhinocerotidae
Gene: ZZEF1
Product: zinc finger ZZ-type and EF-hand domain containing 1
Molecular function (GO): calcium ion binding; zinc ion binding
Source: RefSeq, a predicted model, not a curated record